GUGACUGUUAAUGCGGAAGUGCUACAGAGGGAAAAACAUUAGUUGGAAAUCCGACUUGAAUCUGAUUUAAAUAAUAUUUAAUAAAAUAUCUAGAUAUAUAUUAUUAUAAUGGCGGUAAACGCGGUGCAUUUAGAGUCGGACGCUUUCCUGGUUUGUAUGAAUCACGCUUUGAGCACAGAGAAAGAAGAAGUUAUGGGGCUCUGCAUUGGGGAGGUCGACACCAAUCGUAUUGUCCACAUUCACUCGGUUAUUAUCCUGCGGCGGUCUGACAAGAGGAAGGACCGAGUGGAGAUUUCACCUGAGCAGCUUUCUGCAGCCUCCACUGAAGCUGAGAGGUUGGCUGAGAUGACGGGGCGUCCUGUAAGGGUGGUGGGAUGGUACCACUCUCAUCCUCACAUCACUGUGUGGCCGUCACAUGUCGAUGUGAGGACGCAGGCCAUGUACCAGAUGAUGGAUCAGGGUUUUGUGGGUCUCAUCUUUUCUUGCUUUAUAGAAGAUAAGAACACGAAGACGGGUCGAGUUCUGUACACGUGUUUUCAGUCAGUACAAGCUCAGAAAGGCUCUGAGUACGAGAGAAUUGAGAUUCCCAUCCAUGUGGUUCCUCACGAGGCCAUCGGAAAAGUGUGUCUGGAAUCUGCAGUGGAACUUCCCAGAAUUCUCUGUCAGGAGGAACAGGACACGUACAGAAGGAUUCACAGCUUAACUCAUUUAGAUCCAAUCACAAAGAUACACAAUGGAUCAGUAUUCACUAAAAACCUCUGCAGUCAGAUGUCAGCAGUUAGUGGGCCGCUGUUGCAGUGGCUGGAGGAUCGACUGGAGCAGAACAAAAAGAGCAUCGUGGAGCUGCAGAAAGAGAAAGAGAGACUGACCCAGGAGCUGGCCUCGUUAUGAACACCUUCAUCACCAUCACCAUCAUCACCAUCACCACAAAUACGGCGCAGCUCCAGUUCUCCAUGUUCUCUACUUUUAAUCUAUUUAAUGUGUCUGGUGUGCUGAACUGAAACUGGAGCUCAGUAACUGGUGUUUAUAAGGAGAGGAAGAAGGUGAUUGGAUUGGGGUGUGUGUGUGGGGUGUGUGUGUGUGUGUGUGAGGCCCUUGUGACAAUUUCUAUUUUUCUUUGCUGUCAUGUGACAGAAAUGUAAAUAGUUUCUUCUUACUAUGUAUUUCUCUGUUUUGUUCUACAUUACGUCCUUUAUUUCUUUACUGUCUUUCAAAAAUAAAACACACACACACACACACACACACACACACACACACACACACACACACACACA
Tachysurus vachellii is the source of this 1274-nucleotide messenger RNA. It is a transcript of the gene brcc3, whose product is annotated as BRCA1/BRCA2-containing complex, subunit 3. Gene Ontology annotation, cellular component: BRISC complex; BRCA1-A complex. Gene Ontology annotation, biological process: double-strand break repair. The record is from RefSeq and is a predicted model, not a curated record. The transcript is spliced from 8 exons. Bases 109 to 891 code for a protein of 260 amino acids. Lineage: Eukaryota; Metazoa; Chordata; Actinopteri; Siluriformes; Bagridae. Gene Ontology annotation, molecular function: metallopeptidase activity; polyubiquitin modification-dependent protein binding; cysteine-type deubiquitinase activity.